CCGCUCGUUCCGCGUCCGCACAGUACGCGCCCAGCGGCUAGUCGCGGUAUAUCGCGGCGUCAUCUUCGCCGCCGUCGUUGCGGUCGGUCGUUCUCUCGGUCGGCGCCGGUGGUGCGCGUAACACGCACGCACACCCACGCACCUACGUUCUCCCUUUGUCGCGCGACGACGCGUCGGUGCGCGCGCCCGCGGAGCGGUCGCCCCGUUCUCUCGGCCGGCGUUUCUUUUUCAUUUUCUCCGCCGUCGCCCCCCGUGCGUUGUCCGCGAGGACGCACAAGGAGAACAAGGAGCGGAGGAGACGUCGCAGGCGGAACUUUUUUCUGCCGCAACCAGGACCCGUUAUCGCCGUCGUCGUUUCCCCGCCGCCUCGCCGUUCCUUCCCUCCCGCGGAGCGCCUCCGCACCGCACUGAGAUACAAGACGUAGCAGUAUGGUAUGCUAUCAGUGACUGAGAACUUCCCCUAAAACAUGAAGAAGCAUCCUCACAUCCUCGCGUGUACCCUGCUUUUGCUGUCUUUGGCGUUAGGCCUCAGCCUGCAGGAGGACGAUCUGGUUUUCGACGACGUUGGUGAAGACAAUGACAAUGAUAACGUACUUGCCGGCUUGCCCCUGAUUAAUCAUCGCGCAAAUCGCCAUCGAUUCGAUCAUUCAGAGUAUCGUCCCGAUGGAUCAUUCAGAGAAAACAAGAAACACGCACCUCGGGUCGAGAGGCUGUGGGGUGUGCCGGACGCCAUCGUUCCGGUCGGCCACGUUUUCAAGAUGAAAAUACCACGGCAGGCCUUCUCGGGAAACAUUGACUUUUACGAGGUUCGUGAAGCCAUCGGCAAUCAUCUGCCGCGAUGGUUGCAUUGGGACGACGCGGCGUUCACUCUGAUGGGCGUGCCAUCGAAAACGGACACAGGGAAUUAUCACUUGAGCGUUACGGCCAUCGGCAAGAACGGUGACACCGCCAAAGAUCAGUUCGUCGUGCAAGUUAUACCCGAGAAGCAGGAGGAGCUCAAGCACAAGGAUGGGAGGACGCAUUGCAACGACGGCGAAGAACAGACAAUUCUCACGAUUUUACUGGACGCACGAUUGGACCAACUGUCGCCUAGCGUCAAGGUGAACGCAAUCGACAAUCUCGCAGGAUUUCUGGGAAUGCACAUGAGCGCAUUUUCGAUGCACUCUCAAAAUGUUAAGGAUGCCGCGGUGAAAGAUUCUUCCGUUAUUCUGAGUGGGCCUGGAAAUCUUAGACAUUACAAAUACAAGGAGAAUCAUUUGACUACUAUACAGUGGCAGGUGGGUUGCGAGGGUCGCUUAUGGAAACAUCAAGCGGAAUUGGUGAAACAACUCCGGGAGCAAGCAAAGGACGGUACUCUGGCAGAAGUUCUGCAGUUGCCCGUAAUAUCGUGGCGCGUAAAGACGGACUCGAGUCCUUUCUUGAGGAAUAGGCGGGAAGUCGGCUCCGGCGAUUAUGGCUCGGAGGAUUAUGGCGGUUACGAUGAAGAUUACGAUGGCGAUUAUGACGAAGAAGGCGACGAGGAGGGUGAGGAUGAGGAUUCGCGGGUACAAGUAACGACUUUCAUACCGGAUUUGAAGACAUCGGAGCAUCCGCACAGACAUCAUCACGGCGAAGGAACAGUCGACAGAAAGAGUGAAGAUAUCGAUGAAGAGGAAAUAGUACCAAUAAUCCGACAAAGUGAACCGGAAAAUAAACCAUCUACGUCUAUGUCUACGACAACAACCACUGAACUUACAUCACCAUCAACAACUACAAGCACCUCUACUACCACCACUACGGUGACAACUACAAGCACCACCCAAGCCGCUCCACCGACCGUAACUACUACUAGUAGUACUCCAACAACAACUACAUCAGCCGAUAUAACUGCAACAGCUAGCGUCUCCAGCACUGUAGUUCCAUCGAUAGAGUCUCCGAAACCGGAGAUCACGGACGAGGAAUCGUCGACGGAGAAAACGAAGUACCCCGUGGAACCCGUUACCAUUUUACCGACCGCUCCCUCGGACAUCACCACGAUUAUCCUUUCCAUAACCACCAGCCUACCCUCUUUUAGCACUGCGGCCCAGACCCAGACUAGCGUUUUCGACAGAGUCGAGACGGAGGUCAUCGUCGGUAUUAGUAACGUUACGGAGGAGUCGGAGCAAGUUACGACUUCGACGAACGUUUCGAGUACUGUACAACCUACCGUCGUUACAAACGUCAGCACCGCUCUCCCGCCUGUGAACGUUAGCACCGUCACUGUUUCACCCGUGGUGGUGACGAAUGCGACGAAUGUCACGACUACGAUCACAACUACUGCGAUACCGUCGACGUCGGAGCUUCGCACAACAGUGAGUACGACACCGUCAACCACCACCAGUACUACCACCACUACGACUACCACAGCUGCUCCUACAACCACCACGACAACGACGACGACGACUCGGGUUACUACGGAAAGUAUCGAGUACGGGCAAGCCAACUUCCCGCCAAGGCGCGACAGGAGAUUAAAGAAGAUACCGGUUACCGCUGGAAAACCAUUGAGCUACAUCAUACCUGCCAACACUUUCAGCGAUCUCGAAGACGGCGACACGAGGAAUCUGAAAUUGAGCUUGUACUGGCAAGGUGCACCGCUUAAAACGACUCACUGGCUGCAGUUUAAUCAUCACACGCAGGAAGUUUACGGACUGCCUCUCGAAAACGAUAUAUCUACCUGGAAUUACGAACUGGUCGCCACCGAUAGCGAAGGCGCUAACGUCUCCGACAGUCUCGACAUUCACGUUCAGCAGCACAAAUUGAGCCGUAGCGUUAAUCACGAGUUCAGCAUUUACUUGAGGAUCGACAAACGAAAUGAAUUCCCAACGGACGUUGACUGGGAACUGAAGGUGAUCCGUAACUUGGCUGAACUUUAUGGCGACAGCGACACGCAACACAUCACGGUCCGUUCCAUCGAUAUUGACUAUCUCGAUCGCGAACAGGCUAUUUUCAUGUGGACUAACGAUAGUCUUCCAAGAAGCAGCGAGUGUCCAAAAGAACAUAUAAACAGACUGUUGCGUAUGCUUGUCGACAAUAAUGGUGAUCCAUCAUCUUCUUUGAGAGCGACUCUGGCUCCGGAAAUCAGAGUCAAGCGCGUCGUGUUCCAAGGUAUCGGCCAAUGUGAGGACAUGAGCCGUCCAGAGAUACCGAAAGUUUCCACCGAGCAGCCGAAAGUUAAUUUCCCGCCGGUACCGAGAAACCAAGUCGAUCACGUCAAUGCGACAGUCGGACAGUUGCUCGUGUUUAAAGUACCGGAAGACACGUUCUUCGAUUCCGAGGAUGGAUCGUCGCGAAACAUGAAGAUGUCACUCUUGACCAUCGACCGAAUACCUAUUCCGCCGCACGAAUGGCUGCAGUUUGACAGCAAAAAUCAGGAAUUCUAUGGCGUUCCAAUGCGCACUGAUAUCGGCCGCAAGGAAUACCAGCUGGUUGUCACCGAUAAGGAAGGUGCUAGUGCCACGGACGGUUUGGUCGUUGUCGUUCACCCCGCACCACCCAUGGCGCACACGGUGGAAUUUUCGAUGACACUGGAUAUCCCUUACGAUUCCUUCGCACACUCCGCGCUUCAGAAGCGCAAUUUCAUCGAGAAGCUGCGAGAUCUUUACGGGGACAAAGACACGAGCGCGAUCUCUCUGCACAGCAUUUCAAACGGCAGCACUGUCAUCACGUGGCACAACAGGACUCUGCCCACAUCUUAUUGCGCCCACGACGAGGUCAAUAGACUACGAUCCGUGCUCGUGAAGAGCGACAACGAUCGACGUUCCGUAACGGACGAGGUGUUGGAGGUGAUGGGUCUGAAGUUCCCUGUAAAGCAGAUCACGGUGAUUCCGAUGGGAAUCUGUCUCGGCGAGUUAACGGGUGUCCAUUCGCCGGACAGCCGUAUUCCGCCAGUGGACGAUUCCACGUCCGUUGGCGCAUUCCACGACGAUUAUCUUCUCACCUUCGUCCUGCCGGCAAUCAUUAUUGCCGUCAUGCUCAUCCUCGCGGGCAGCAUUGCCUGCGUGCUGCACAGACGAAGACGCAGUGGCAAAAUGAGCGUCAAUGAGCAAGACGACGAACGACAGAGUUUCCGAAGCAAAGGAAUUCCUGUAAUCUUCCAGGACGAGUUAGACGAGAAGCCGGAUCCCGGCAACAAAUCACCCGUCAUUUUGAAGGAAGAAAAGCCACCCCUCCCACCGCCCGAGUAUCAGAAAGCCGAAGACGGGGCGGAUGUGCCGAUGCUGCUGAAGGAGAACUCCGAGGAACCGUAUCAACCGCCGCCACCGUUCGCUACGAAUCGCGACACCAAUCGACAGAAUCGUCCCAAGCCGACCCCGACGUACAGAAAACCGCCCCCGUAUGUGCCUCCCUAACAAAAUACGGUGCAUUCACCCACGCGCAAAUAUAUGCUAGCAAUGCUCGGAGACUCACCGAUACAUAAACAAAACCAAAUCAAUUAUACGAAGCAAUCACGAAUUUGCGAUGACGAUGACGAUUGUAGGAUUUUGAACGUUUACAGCGACGUUUGAAAGAAAGCCCUUCCAUUUACUCGGUACGACAAUAUAUACUGCUUUGCGAGUAAUGUAAAUGGAAGAUUCUUCCAUGAAAACUUUGAACCCGUACGCGUUUUUACUUGUUUUAUAUAUAUACACACACACACGUACAUACACACGCACAUAUACAUAUACAGGCGAGAAAACGGCACGUCUCACCAUCGAUUCAUGAUAAUGCGUUUGAAAAAGGCUCCUCAGUCGAUGUUCGAUCGAUAUAUACUUUCUCUCUUUCGACCAUCUGUCUAUCUCACGCGAAAGAAAAAGAAAAGAUUUUCUAGGAAGUAUGGGAUACAAAUCACGUGUUGCCUUUCGUAAAGAAUUCAAUUGUAGGGAAGGACCGAUUGCUCCGUACUCGAUACGCGAAUUUAGUUUAGAUCGUUGUAGAACUGAGACAGCGCGGUAGGGUAAACGUAUUUUAUUCGAUUUUAUAGCAUUCGAGACAGCAACGAUACUCAUAAAUAUUUCAAUAAUCAGUGCCAUCUAUUAAGCAAUAAGAGUAUCCUGUGAAUAACAGCAUGUAUGUAUAAUUAUUACGGUUCUACGGAUUUAAUGCAAUUACUGUUUACCGAGAGUCUCCAGGUACACAAGAACGACGGACUUAACGAUAUGCACCUACAACGUAUAACACUGCCAGAACGACGGACAAUGCGUUACUUCGCCAAGCGAACCGGUUUCGAGUGUUCAUGCACAUACGUACGGACACGCGCGUGUGUAUACAUAUAUGUAAUAAUCAUAUCUUUUAUAUAUAUAUAUAUAUAUAUAUAUAUAUAUAUAUAUGUAUCUCAUAUGUAUAUAUUACAUAUAGAAAUUUGCUUUCCAAACCCUCCAUUUAGGAUAAUUUGUAACGAAAUUGGACGUCACUCUUAUAUGGAUGUAGAAACCAGUUCCCUUGGCGAUCGCUAUUUCUUACGAUGAAGAUAUUGGAGAGAACUGAGAACGUUUUUGAGACAUAAUUUAAAAAAACGAUUACGAUAUACGCAACGCCAUUGCAAAAUGACGGAAAUGCUUCCAUUGGCACGGUAGGCCAUGCAGAUAAGGAAAUUAAUGAUAAUAUAUAUACAAAUAUAAAUAUAUAUAUAUAAAUAUGUACAUUAUACAUAUACCUAUUUGCCGUUCGAUAGACAUCAGUCUGCAGUUAUUUAGUAGAUCGCAAUUUAAAUACUGCCAGACCAACCGAGCUAUUAGCAUAUAUUUCUUACAGCGGUAGGAGGAUCCAGUUUUUGUUUUUGUUACACGCACAAUUCGACGCUUCGUAGUUUUUAUGACUCGACAACCGCAAUAAACCCUUUUAUUUCUCCGGUUUGCAUCGUUUACGGACGAGCGUACGAGUUAGCAUCGAAAAGUUGACUCAGGACGAAAAGAAACACUGAUGCGCACGUACAUAAGAAUGAAACUAUUUAAUUUAGACUUUAUAAAAUAGUUACCAAGCCAAAAAAUAAUUAAUACUUAAAAAGCAAGGUGAACGUAUAACGUUAUAAGGGCAUACCUGUAAACGAGAAGCCUGUAGCCCGCGUUCUUUUUUAACAACGCAUUUUUAUAUAAUGAUUUUUGUAAUUUUUUAAUCGCCCUGCUGCGAAACACCCAUACAUACAUACUAUCAUCGUUUGUACAUUUGGUGCGUCGGAAGAGUGCGGGCUACAGUACGGGUAUGCGGCCGUUUCUUCAAUACCUCGAUAGUUUCCUGAUAUUUUUGAAAGGAAAUACGAGAAACGAAAAAAAAAUUUUGUGCGCGUUCCGAAUUCGAGUGCUCCGUGCGUCGACCGCGAUAUAUUUAUUGAUGGUCGAUGGAAUGGAUCGACAAAUUUGCGGGCGUGCUUAUAUAUUGGUGUGAAUGCUGAUGAUCAAUACGCAUGUAAGAUGAUAAGAGAACAUUUCGUAUGCAAGCUAUGAAUUACGAUAUAAUAUAUUAAUAUUAACUCAUAUCUUUAUAACAUAGAUGAUUUUUUUAGGCGCAUGCCAUAACAAUUGACAAAGAAAGCUCAUAAGAUAGGACUCGCCGAUUCUCUUUGUCUUUUGCUAUCGUCAAGCGGUUGAAACAAUUAACUAUAUAAGCGAAAUGUGCUUUCGACAAAUUAUUUACUUGAAUCAUUGGAUAUACGUGUACAAACUUUAUACUUGAAGUUGUUUGUUUUGUUCGAGAAAGCGCUCUUUCGCUUGUAUAAUUAAUAGCUCAAUUGCUUCAUACUUGCAAAGUACGAACGAAAUUGGAAUAUUGCUUGAACUUUGUGUGAAUAUUUGUUAUUUCACUCGCAUCUUGUUUAUCGCAGAAUGACAUUUCGUAUUUGAAUUAAUAGCUGUAAUUGCGUUUUUCUUGAUCAUGUUUAUAACAUAUGACUAAGAAUCUUCUGUGUUAUAUUUCACGCGAUUUGAGUAUAACAAUCUACCAUCGUAAGGUGGCAUUACAUUUUAUAAUUGUGAUAUUCCUUUAUGCGCGGCUUCGUUAGAGACAUAAAUAACUCUAUGUGUGAAUAUUUUGAAUUCACACUGCAGCUACUCUACGUCAAUUUUUGCUAAAUCAAAACUUUACAUUCAAUAUACUAUAUAUCCUUUCCUAUUUAUUAUUUUAGACAAGAUCUUUACAAAAUAGUAAUGGUUGAAACACUGGCUAAAUAAAAAUAUAUUUAACUAUUAUUAAUUAUCUUUCAUCGUGUAGAAUAGAAUAUUUGAGAAUAAGUGUAUUCGGUAAUCAUUUUACACGAAAAGCACGAUGCAUCGAACGGUUGAACGAAGAAUUGCAUAUUUUGUUUACGAUCUGCGGUAAACAAGUACAACCCAUAUCAUGCUUGUAAUCAUAUCGUCGUGUUCUACGCGUAUCCUUUAAGCGCUACAAUUGUGUUACUGUGAAAAUGAUGAUGAUGAUGAUCAUGAUGUAUGAUAGGCAUGUACGAUAUUUAUAAGAUAGAGACAAUGUGAAACGAGACGCUAUACAAAAAUACAUUUCAUGAGCAGCACAUUUGCUAGCGACGGUUUUUCUGGCCUGACGUGAGAAUGGAUCGAAAGUAUUUUGUAACUGUGCUUUGUAAAAAGUGAAGGUGGCAUAAAUUGCGAAAUUAAUGUGACCGUGACUUUCAUAUUCGGCCGCUUUCUGAGAAAUCGGGCUAACGGCGGGCACGAAAUAAAAGUUCCAUUAGAAAAAAUAAGGAAAAAGAAAGAGAGCUAUCUCGCAUCGCCCAUACGAACGUGUUGUAUACAUAACUAUAUAUAUAUAUAUAUAAUAUAUAUAUAAUAUACACACACACAUACUUAAGAGUAACAUAUUGACUGGAACUUUCAGAUUAUUUUUAUUCGCUAUAACAGCGCUUCGAUAUAUAUAUCGAUACAUAUAUCGGGUAAAACGUUUGCGUUAAUGUUUCGCGAAAGGCGAGGCGAAAUAUCUUUUGUAUGACGUGCUUCUCCGCUGAAUAACGGAGCCGUUGAUACUUACUUCUUAAGUUUACGCUAAAUAACAUAUCUCAAAAAAGAGGGAGAGAGAGACACACAAAGAAUAAAUUUGUGGGCGCAUCACUUAAGCGUGUACUUCGAAAUCGAUGACGUGCGAUUGUUUUGAGGCCGUACGACGGUAUCGCUCGUCGACUAUUAAUGAAAAGAAAAGAAAAAUAUCGAAUUAACACUAUACAUAUAUAAAUAUCUCUGAGACAAGUACUACAUAUUAAAAACACGUGUAAAGCUAAGAGUUAAUAAAAUCAUUUUAGGAUA
Molecule: messenger RNA, 8243 nt
Organism: Ooceraea biroi (clonal raider ant)
Lineage: Eukaryota; Metazoa; Arthropoda; Insecta; Hymenoptera; Formicidae
Product: dystroglycan
Biological process (GO): nerve development; muscle attachment; morphogenesis of an epithelium
Cellular component (GO): sarcolemma; dystrophin-associated glycoprotein complex; dystroglycan complex
Molecular function (GO): laminin binding; calcium ion binding
Source: RefSeq, a predicted model, not a curated record